UCCGAUACUGUAUCACUGUAGUGUUCUAAUAAGAGACGGAACAUACUAUAUCUCUCUUAGUUUUAAAUCAUCGUAAAGGUCCAUGUAAUAGGACAAUUUGCUACAUUUUGAAUUCAGACUCGCUAUAUCGAAACUGCAGUAUGUACAAGACUCAUGGCUUCACUCGGGAUCAUGCCACCCCUUCACUAUACUCGAAUGAUUUGAAUGAGAGCGCUGACAGUUCUCGAUGGGAAGAUAAGGAAAACAGGAACGACGCGAGCAGGUGGCGUCAGCCAAAGUCGAAACCACAAAAUAAAGAGCUGACUGAAGAAGGAAAAUUGACAUACCGCCAGAAGCAAAUCGACUAUGGGAAAAACACGAUUGGAUACGACAACUACAUUCGCGCUGUUCCUGUCCACAAACGUGACAAGCGCAACCCCAAGCUGCACCCGCGCACACCGGAUAAGCGUGUUGAGAACAUGUCCACCAAACGCUUUGCUAGUCAUCUCAGAACAUGGCGGAAGGCACUUCAUCAGUACGACGAUUGGAGCCCGCCCUCGACAGCGGCGACGAUUACAAUCGCAAAGGCAACACAUGCAGAACGUGCGCCUAGAACAGCUCUGGGAGUGGCCCGUUCCGCAUCCAGUGCACUGUUUCCCAGUAAUGAGAAAAUACCAACUGUAGCGUGCACUAUGGUUAGUGCUUUGAGAAUGGAUUUAUCGGCUGAAAAAUACUUUGAAGAGGAUGAGGAUGAAGAGGACUUGGACAUUGUGCCCAUGUGUAUGCUGCCAGACUUGGAGAAUAUGGAUGAAGAGGGCAGCAAUGUCAUAGUACCAGCGGACGACAAGACGGACGUCACGUACAAGGAAAACGUAUCCGCCGGCACGGCUGAGAGUAACAACCAGAACGAAUGUAAUCCGAACGAUUCGAGUUGCAUUUUCACAUCAGAUAGUUUUUAUGUAGAAGGAUUAGAGGAUAUAUACUAGUUUUGUUUAGAGGAUAUAUACUGAUUUGGGGUGGAAAUUCUAUAUAUACAUUUUAAUUCGGGAGUGAUAAAUCGCGGGACACUCUGUACUCUUAAACACGCCGUUGUACUAGAUGAUUUGCAAGGACGGAUACACGAUAAUACGCAUAGCAAGAAACCUAUCGACAGUGAUCUAAAAGGAUUGAUUUGCCUACGCAUGAACUUACUAGAGGUAUACAGACUUGUUGUAGCAACACACUUGCGGUAUUCGUAGCGCAGCGCGGUCCUUAUGGACCAAUGUAGCUAAUACAAACGAGCAACUUCCGUCGCAUCAAUAGCCUCUCGCAAAAACCGUUAUAUCUGAACGCAGGGAUGCGCAUCUUGUGGGUUUAGACACAUACUAAAUGGGCUAUCCCGUUAGUCACAAUCUCGAGUGCGAUGCGGUUCAUUCGCAAUUUUUUCCCCAUGUGAGGGUUCUCGCUCGCGUAGAAUUCCUGAGUCUGAGCGAGGACGCAACACAUCACCAAGCAGGCGGUUAGUCCCUGGUUUUAGACCAUCUUGCUGGAUUAUCCGCGGGUCACAAUAAAAAGACAACAGGAUUGAAUACUGGAAUUCACA
Molecule: messenger RNA, 1561 nt
Organism: Sphaeroforma arctica JP610
Lineage: Eukaryota; Ichthyosporea; Ichthyophonida
Exons: 5
Coding region: 141-965 (274 amino acids)
Biological process (GO): mRNA transport; mRNA 3'-end processing by stem-loop binding and cleavage
Cellular component (GO): cytoplasm; histone pre-mRNA 3'end processing complex
Molecular function (GO): histone pre-mRNA stem-loop binding; mRNA binding
Source: RefSeq, a predicted model, not a curated record